AUGUUAUUUCCUAGUGAGGGAGAGUUGACGGGACCUGACUGUCAACUCUCUGGUGGUCCUGUAGAGUUGACGGGACCUGACUGUCAACUCUCUGGUGGUCCUGUAGAGUUGACGGGACCUGACUGUCAACUCUCUGGUGGUCCUGUAGAGUUGACGGGACCUGACUGUCAACUCUCCGGUGGUCCUGUAGAGUUGACUGGACCUGACUGUCAACUCUCCGGUGGUCCUGUAGAGUUGACGGGACCUGACUGUCAACUCUCCGGUGGUCCUGUAGAGUUGACGGGACCUGACUGUCAACUCUCCGGUGGUCCUGUAGAGUUGACGGGACCUGACUGUCAACUCUCUGGUGGUCCUGUAGAGUUGACGGGACCUGACUGUCAACUCUCUGGUGGUCCUGUAGAGUUGACGGGACCUGACUGUCAACUCUCCGGUGGUCCUGUAGAGUUGACGGGACCUGACUGUCAACUCUCCGGUGGUCCUGUAGAGUUGACGGGACCUGACUGUCAACUCUCCGGUGGUCCUGUAGAGUUGACGGGACCUGACUGUCAACUCUCCGGUGGUCCUGUAGAGUUGACUGGACCUGACUGUCAACUCUCCGGUGGUCCUGUAGAGUUGACGGGACCUGACUGUCAACUCUCUGGUGGUCCUGUAGAGUUGACGGGACCUGACUGUCAACUCUCUGGUGGUCCUGUAGAGUUGACGGGACCUGACUGUCAACACUCCGGUGGUCCUGUAGAGUUGACGGGACCUGACUGUCAACUCUCCGGUGGUCCUGUAGAGUUGACGGGACCUGACUGUCAACUCUCCGGUGGUCCUGUAGAGUUGACGGGACCUGACUGUCAACACUCCGGUGGUCCUGUAGAGUUGACGGGACCUGAUUGUCAACUCUCCGGUGGUCCUGUAGAGUUGACGGGACCUGAUUGUCAACUCUCCGGUGGUCCUGUAGAGUUGACGGGACCUGACUGUCAACUCUCCGGUGGUCCUGUAGAGUUGACGGGACCUGACUGUCAACUCUCUGGUGGUCCUGUAGAGUUGACGGGACCUGACUGUCAACUCUCUGGUGGUUCUGUAGAGUUGACGGGACCUGACUGUCAACUCUCUGGUGGUCCUGUAGAGUUGACGGGACCUGACUGUCAACUCUCUGGUGGUCCUGUAGAGUUGACGGGACCUGACUGUCAACUCUCUGUGGUCCUGUAG
Messenger RNA from Procambarus clarkii (red swamp crayfish), 1197 nucleotides. The record is from RefSeq and is a predicted model, not a curated record. NCBI's taxonomy places the organism in Eukaryota, Metazoa, Arthropoda, Malacostraca, Decapoda, Cambaridae.